AUGGCAUCUACAUCAUCCGGCUCUACUCCAUCUUCUGCUGCCAGCACCGGGGAUUCUACCAGCUCGAUCUUCGUCAACCCAUAUGCCACCGUCAACGUCAAGACUCACAUACCAAUUACCCUGGAGCUCAAGCACCCUAAUUUCAACAAGUGGAAGACCUUCUUCACUUCUAUGUGUGGCAAGUUUGGGCUCCUUCCUCACAUUGAUGGCAUUGCACCCCCUCGUUCCGACGACUUGACUUGGGCACAAGCCGAUUGUUGUGUUCGGGGCUGGCUGUUCGGCUCCGUUUCCGAUGCUAUCCUCGACGUCGUCAUGGAACCCGACCAGACCGCCCGCAACCUAUGGCUCGCCAUCGACGAUCUCUUUCAAGCAAACAAGGAACCCCGCGCCAUCUAUCUCAGUCACGAGUUCCACUCAAUGACGCAAGGUGACAUGCCCAUUGCCGAUUAUUGUCAGAAGGUGAAGACUGCUGCCGAUGCCCUCCGCGACGUCGGCCACCCCGUAACCGAAUCUCAGCUUUUCCUCAACUUGCUGAGUAGGCUCAACUCUCGUUUUUCGAGCACCGCCGACAACAUCGCCAGCGCCCCCGUUCUGCCCUCCUUCGCCUCGGCGCGCAACACCUUGUUGCUCAAAGAGCUGCGAAUUGCCAAUGCACACAAGGUCCAGGCUGAGACAGCCAUGGUGGUCGCUGCCUCCUCUGCCAAUGCCUGCACUUCCGGCACCUGUGCGUUGUCACGCCCCGAACUAGUCCCGACCGGAACUAGCCCGUGGCGCUUCAAAUUAACUUGUUAA
Oryza sativa Japonica Group (Japanese rice) is the source of this 792-nucleotide messenger RNA. RefSeq lists its product as uncharacterized. The record is from RefSeq and is a predicted model, not a curated record. Lineage: Eukaryota; Viridiplantae; Streptophyta; Magnoliopsida; Poales; Poaceae.